AUGGAUGUGGAAAGCCCCAGAACCCAGGAGCAGACUCCUACCAAGUCGCCCUAUGAGAAUGUCCGCACGAACGGCCGAGCCUUCAACUCUGCCAACUGGCGCACAAAGGUCGAAAGCCCAUCAGCGUCACCCUCGCGUCCCAGCAAUGCCAGCCCCAGCACCACCAACACCUCUCGCGCAGCAUUCAGCCGACCCGGAUCCCAUGUCCCGCAAGCGAUCUCAGAUGGCCGACGCCUAUAUGUAGGCAACAUGCCUUACACGGCCAAGACGGAGGAUGUGGAGGCGCUGUUCAUUGCGGCCGAGUUCCCUAUCGAGCGCAUCGAUAUUGCCAUUGACCCUUUCACCGGCCGAAACCCCUCCUACUGCUUCGUCGACUUGCAAAACAAGGAACAUGCCGAGCGCGCCAUGACCGAAUUGGAUGGCCGGGAUAUGUUGGGCCGUCCUGUCAAGAUCAAGCCUGGUGUUGCCAAGUCGGCAGAGCGGAUCGCCAAUCCUCCUUCGCCCUUUAGAACUGAUCGCUGGCGCCAGCAGGAUAACUCCAGUUUCGCCAAGGCUAACAGUGACUCUAGCCGUCGAGUCUACGUUGGAGGCCUGCCUCGGUUGACAGACCAUGAGGCUGUGCAGAGUAACAUUAAGGCGUUUUUCAACGGGUUCUCUGUUGAGAAUGUCAGCAAGGUCUUCACCCCUCACCCCGCAAAGCGUUUCGAGCCCGGCGAGCAUUACUAUCUGUUUGUCGACGUUGGCAGCCCUGAGGAAGCUCAGAGGGCUAUGGACGAACUGAACGGCCGACCAGGACCGUGGGGCGGUCCUCUGCGAGUGCAAUUUGCCCGCGGACCUAAAACAACUGAAUAA
This is a messenger RNA of Penicillium canescens, 852 nucleotides long. RefSeq lists its product as uncharacterized. Bases 1 to 852 code for a protein of 283 amino acids. Gene Ontology annotation, molecular function: RNA binding. The transcript has 4 exons. The record is from RefSeq and is a predicted model, not a curated record. NCBI's taxonomy places the organism in Eukaryota, Fungi, Ascomycota, Eurotiomycetes, Eurotiales, Aspergillaceae.